Messenger RNA from Carassius auratus (goldfish), 1219 nucleotides. RefSeq names its product golgin subfamily A member 7B-like. The transcript has 5 exons. Gene Ontology annotation, cellular component: palmitoyltransferase complex. Bases 34 to 507 code for a protein of 157 amino acids. The record is from RefSeq and is a predicted model, not a curated record. Gene Ontology annotation, biological process: protein targeting to membrane; peptidyl-L-cysteine S-palmitoylation. Lineage: Eukaryota; Metazoa; Chordata; Actinopteri; Cypriniformes; Cyprinidae.
ACCGGUCCAGGCAUCUCGCUCUCGCAUGGCAACAUGGCCACAGAGUUCCAUAACCUUCAGGAGUUGAGACACAGUGCAUCUCUGGCCAAUAAGGUCUUCAUUCAGAGAGACUACACGGAUGGCACCAUCUGCAAGUUCCAGACCAAGUUCCCCUCCGAGUUAGACAGCAGGAUUGAGAGGACGCUGUUUGAGGACACGGUGAAGAUGCUGAAUAAUUACUAUGCAGAGGCGGAGAAGAUCGGAGGCCAGUCCUACCUCGAGGGAUGUCUGGCCUGCCUCACGGUUUACCUCAUAUUCCUGUGCAUCGAGACACGCUACGAGAAGGUGCUGAAGAAGAUCUCGUGGUACAUUCAGGAGCAGAAUGAGAAGGUCUACGCUCCUCGAGGUCUCCUCAUCACAGACCCCAUAGAGAGAGGCAUGAGAGUCAUUGAGAUCAGUGUGUAUGAGGAUCACGGCUCCAGCGGUUCAAGUUCAGGAAGCAGCACAACCAGCAGCAGCGGACGAUGAUUCACACACUCACACACACACACACACACACACACGUGUGAUGCCUUCAUACUGACGCCUGCUGAACAGACACGACAGCGUCCACUCAGCAUCGCCAAACACACACACACACACACACACCUGACAUGAACUGCCUCCAGGAGACGCAUCAGCUCUGGAUCAGCAGCGCGUCAUUACCUCAGUCAUAACCGUCACCUUCACUGCCCUGCAGCCAUUGCACAUCCUCCAGUCACUCAGUGGAGAAACACAGGAGCUUCUGUCACUGACUCACAAACGCCUGUGAUGUAGCUGCCAAUCGGCACACGACAGUCUUCCAUCAUCACCAUUUUUCACCCUUUUUUGUUUGAGAAUUACUCAAAUUAUUGAACAGAAGUCAGAUUUAAGACUAUGUAGAUGUCAAGGACUGAAAUCUAAGCCCAUAUAUUUUAUACAAGCCCUAGACACUGCCAUCUUUUUAUGACUUGGUCGUUUUGUUUUAUUUCAUAGUGUGCUAACCGUUCAUGUUUUGUACUCGUAACACGUCGUCAGAGCAGAAACGAGUCCUGAUGACGUGACUGCCAAGAGCCAGAGCUUCCUCACAUGGUCCUUCAUCAUGAGCUUCCAUUUCAUACUGAGAAGCUUUGGCAUCUGUUUAUGCAAAGAUCAAGCGUAGAAGAAGCUGAGAGUGCUUUUCUGUUGUGUAGCAAAAUAAAUAAACCAUGGUCAAAUGAAG